Molecule: messenger RNA, 1867 nt
Organism: Etheostoma cragini (Arkansas darter)
Lineage: Eukaryota; Metazoa; Chordata; Actinopteri; Perciformes; Percidae
Product: zinc finger protein 436-like
Exons: 10
Coding region: 92-1867 (591 amino acids)
Biological process (GO): regulation of transcription by RNA polymerase II
Cellular component (GO): nucleus
Molecular function (GO): DNA-binding transcription factor activity, RNA polymerase II-specific; RNA polymerase II transcription regulatory region sequence-specific DNA binding
Source: RefSeq, a predicted model, not a curated record
AGCUUGUAACUUCAGUUAAUGACUUGUGUGGCUUACAUUUUCGUAGUUAUUUGAGUUUGAAUGCAGGAGAUACUUGACAGUAUGAAGUCCUAUGGAUUGGUCCCCUCAUCAGCCCUUGCGUUGUCUCCAUUCAAACAGAACAUUUGAAUUUAGUAAAACAUGGUCAACUAUGAUUCACUCACACCUCCCAUUAGUUCUUCUAACCCUUGUAUCAUCUCUGCAUGUUCUCCCCUUGGGUCUACCAAAGGUGCCCUCAUCAGACGUCAAGCUGGAGACGGGAGCAGGAGAGAAGGCCAAGAAGGUGGAAGAGGAGGAGGAGGAGCUGCCUGCAGCAGUGAAGGAGGAAGAGCAGCCUAAAGCAGUGAAGGAGGAAGACGAGGAGGAGCAGCCUGCAGCAGUGAAGGAGGAAGACGAGGAGGAGGAGUAUGUGGUGGAGAAGGUUUUGGACCGCAGAGUGGUGAAGGGAAGAGCAGAGUUUCUGCUGAAAUGGAAGGGGUUCUCAGAUGAGGAUAACACAUGGGAGCCACAAGACAACCUGGACCUCGACCUUAUCGCAGAGUACAUGCAGAAACACAAGGAGACGGAGGAGAAGAAAAAGGAGGGAAAGAGGAAAGUUGUCAGGGAGGCCUCGGGUGACUCAGAGGAGCGAGGGAGCAAGAGGAAGAAGGAGGAGAAACAGAGAGGAGGAAAGCAACCUAAACGUCACCACUGUCAACACUGUGACAAAUCCUUCACAACAUCUGGACGUUUAAAGGUUCAUCAGAGAGUUCACACUGGAGACAAUCUACACAGCUGUGAUCAAUGUGGGGCAGCUUUCACAGUACAGAGUACCCUAAUAAUACAUCAACGCGUUCACACUGGAGAGAAGCCGUACAGCUGUGAUCUAUGUGGCAAAACCUUUUCUAGGAGGGAUUGCCUAGAAAUCCACCAGCGUGUUCACACUGGAGAGAAGCCGUACUGGUGUGAACAAUGUGGGGUAUCUUUUUCUGUGAGUGGCCACCUUAAAACACAUCAACGCAUUCACACUGGAGAGAAGCCUUACAGCUGUGGUCUAUGUGGUAAAACCUUUUCUAGGAGUGAUCAACUAAAAGCCCACCGACGUGUUCACACUGGAAAGAAGCCGUACUGGUGUGAACAAUGUGGGGAAACUUUUUCUUUGAGUAACCACCUUAAAACACAUCAACGCAUUCACAAUGGAGAGAAGCCAUACCGGUGUGAAAAAUGUGGGAACACGUUUUCUCGGACUAGUGCCCUUAAAAGACACCAGCUCAUUCACACUGCCUCAUUAUCUCUUUUGAAUCAUGUGACAUAUGUUGUUCUGUGUGUUUCAAGUCUGUCAGGCUGUCUGAUCUCAGAGGAAGGCUGUUCUUCUCUGGUCUCAGCUCUUGGCUCCAACCCCUCCCAUCUGAGAGGGCUGGACCUGAGCUACAAUCAUCCUGGAGACUCAGGAGUUAAGCUGCUGUCAGUGGGACUGAAUGAUCCUCUCUGGAGACUGGAAACUUUCAGUGUGGAGCCUGCUGGAGUCAGAUGGUUGACACCAGGUCUGAGGAAGUAUUCCUGUGAACUCACAAUCGACACAAACACGGUGAACAGGAAACUCAAACUGUCUGACAACAACAGGAAGGUGAAACAUGUGGAGGAGGAUCAGCCAUAUCCUAAACAUCUAGCGAGGUUUGAGUCCUGGUGUCCUCAGCUGCUGUUCUCCUCUGACUCACUGAUCCACCUUCACACCUUCAACACCUCAUUUACUGAACCUCUCUUUCCUGGGUUUGGGUUUGGGACAGAGUUCAGAGAACUUAUGCUUGGAAACAGAAUAAAGAUCAAUGGUGUCAAAGCAACGCCUACUAACCAAUCAGUACCAUUCUAA